Messenger RNA from Penicillium samsonianum, 384 nucleotides. Its product is annotated as antibiotic biosynthesis monooxygenase family protein. The record is from RefSeq and is a predicted model, not a curated record. The coding region runs from base 1 to 384 and encodes 127 amino acids. Lineage: Eukaryota; Fungi; Ascomycota; Eurotiomycetes; Eurotiales; Aspergillaceae. The transcript has a single exon.
AUGGCGCCUAUUCAUAAACCUCUCGACCGCUCCACCACCUUUGACGCAAUGCUUUCCAUCAAUCCUCCCGUGGGACCUGUCGUCCUUCUCAAUAUCAUUUCAAUUCCGCCGGGGGCCGAUAAGGAAUUAUUCCUGAAGACUUGGAGCCGUACCGGCGAGAUUCUCAAGACUGCGCCUGGUUACAUCUCAACCCAACUCCAUCACGCUAUUGGAGAUGGCAAUUUCAUCGUCAACUACGCCAUUUGGGAGAACAAUGAGGACCUGAAGAAGGGCUUGGCAAUGCCUGAAUUCAAGAAGGUCUGCGAGGAUUUCCCGGAAGGCACCGAGUUCCGCGCAGCCGUCUUGCAGAAGGCUUCAAUUAGCGGUAUUUGCGUAGGUUUGUGA